Molecule: messenger RNA, 1230 nt
Organism: Mytilus trossulus (common blue mussel)
Lineage: Eukaryota; Metazoa; Mollusca; Bivalvia; Mytilida; Mytilidae
Product: nociceptin receptor-like
Exons: 1
Coding region: 268-1230 (320 amino acids)
Biological process (GO): G protein-coupled receptor signaling pathway
Cellular component (GO): plasma membrane
Molecular function (GO): G protein-coupled receptor activity
Source: RefSeq, a predicted model, not a curated record
UUAAUGAUUUUGUGAGAAGACACUCAAAAGACAACAUAACAUAGCAUUGGUAGCAAUAUUCGAGGAAAGAUACAAAGUGGAAUAUUGCAACAAUAUCAUCCCUCGAGUAAACAUUGGAUAAACACUCUAGACCGAAUACUAUCGAAUAUGAAGUGGCAUGAGAAAUCCUUCCAAAGCAGCACUACACUAGGAUCAGUCUGAGAUCAGGGACAAGGUUAUCAUGGUUAUAUAACAUCACUUACCAAGCCGAUCAACGAUUAGUGUACUAUGAAUAAUUCAUCUUCGAAUCUUGACACGACAUUUUCUUCUAUUUUGAUUUCUUUUAUGAUUUUACAACAGUUGAUAUUUGUUGUUGCCUUUAUUGGUAAUAGUCUGGUUAUAUGGAUAUUUCUUACAAGGCUGAAACUUAAAUCGAGCACGAAUAGAUUUAUAGUAAGUCUUGCAUUGGCUGACGUGCUGACGGGAAUAGUUACGGGUGUCCAGAUAUUCUACUUUGUGUACCCGGUAAUGAACGACAAUAUGGUGACAUGUUUCCUCCGAUAUUUAUCGAUUAACUACACGACACAGGUUUCUCAAAUGACUGUAAUGUUUACAACUUUUGACAGAUACGUCGCCAUCUGCCAUCCACAUCACUAUGUUAGUGUAAUGACGAGAAAAGUAGCCAUUAUUUUGUCCGUGUUACCAUGGGUACUAUCUUUAGCAUCCGUAGGUUCACCAUUGUUAGGUUGGCAUAUUUGGGAACGAGGAUGUCGAUGUGAAUAUUUGUUAAUAUUUGAAAGAGGAUACUAUCUGACGUCAUCAGUUAUAACGUACUCUUUCAGCAUACUAACGUUUAUAAUGUACAUUUUUAUACUAAAAACAGCAUGGCGAUAUUACUCUAGAGUUAAACCAGUUGGUGGUGACAGUAGCUGUAAUCAUGGUACAAAUAAGUCCAAAACAAUGGAACGUGAUGUACGGAAUGCCAAAGUAACGGGUGUUGUAACCCUAGCAUUUUCAGUUUGUUGGUUGCCAUUCAUGACAUUCCCUUUUCAGAAAGGAAUUGGUAUAGACCAAAUAUCAGACACAGGUCUAACGGUUAUGAACUGGCUUGUUUUCUUAGGAAUGUUAAACAGCAUUGUUAAUCCAUUUAUUUAUGCUUGGAAGCGACGGGACUUUAGUAAAGAAUGUAAAAGGACAUUUGGAUGCUUUAAAAAUCAGGAGGAUAUGUCUCAAACAUCGGUAGAGUUUUAA